AUGAAAAAGCUCCUUUUUAAAAUAAAAGCAUUUUAUGUUAAAGACUUCUUAUCUAUCAAAGAUUCAAAAAGAAAAACUUUCAAAAUGGCUGUUGCAUUAAUAAUUUUAGAAAACCUUUAGAUUUUAUCAGUGUACACAAACAGUUUGAAUACCAUUUAGUAUGAUCAAUUUCCAAAUUAAGUUCAAUCAUGGAUGAAUAAUUUUAAGUGAAUAAAAUAUAAUAUGUAUUAGGAUAUACUCUUUAUUUGGAAACUCAAUUACUGCAAGAAUUAUUUGUGUAAUGGUUGGAUUUUCAAUAUAAACUUUAUUUUUUUUAAGAAUACUUUGCUUAGUGUUUAGUUAAGAUUUAUUCCUUAAAUAAAAGUUAGCUCUUCAUGAUUUACCAUUAAAUCAGGUAAAUUUAACAUAUAAUACUAGAAUAAUAAAAAUUAUCAUUUUGAGAGAUGUUGGCAAUCUAAAUUACUUUCCUGGUAUAUGUAAAUUAAUCUUGAAGUUUUGUAAAUACCAAUACUAUUUUGCACUGUUAGCCUUAUCACUGAUAUUCUUGGUCUGGGUAUUAAUUAUUUUAAUGUAGAAAGCUUGAAUGAAUUUGAAUAAAUUGGAUUGCUUUUAAGCUUCAUACUUAUUAUUUUAUAAUUACUAAUAGGGAUAUUCCUGCAUUUUCAUUCGGCUGAUUAUAGGAUUAAAAAUUACGAUAUUUUAGGGAAGGUUCAAGGUUUAGAAAAUCACAUUCUAUAUGCAUUUAGAAUAUUGUAAUGCGUAUUAUUAUCACUAUAGUAUAAUAUUUUUAUCUGGAAGUUAAUCAAAUACAAUUGUUACUCAAACUUUAGGAUUAUUGAUUAAUAGUAUAUAGGCAAUAUAUAAUUAUAGAAAAUUGACGUAUAUAGACCAUAGAAUUAUAAAUAUUACUUUAAAAAUUAACACACUUAUGGUUUUUUAUCAAUUGAUAUUGAUUUUAUGUGAAUUUGGAUAUCCAACUAUUAAAGUCAGUGCAUCACUGUUAAUUUUAAUAUUUUUCCCUUUCAUUAUGGUCUUAAUCCAUUAAUUAUCACUCUAAUCAGAAUUAAAGAAUAAUUAUAACAAUUAAAAGUAAUUCUUAAGAAGAUUGUAUUGGAAUGCCAAAAAAUAAGUUUAAUGUAAAAAAAGGUAAUAAAAUUUGGAUUAAUAACAAAUAUUUUAAAUAUUUACAGUUGUCAGAAGCCAUUUAUAAGAAUGUAAAUAAAUGAGAAUGAGAAAAAUGUUAAAAUAUGCUAGUUUUAAAUAACAGUGCUUUUGUUAAACUUUUUUACAAUAAAAAGAUUCUUUUUAAAACAUUGAGCAAUGUAAAGAAUUUUUGAAAUUGUUACUUGGAUAAGUAUUAGAAGAUGAAUUGAAAGAAGAUGCAAAUAUUUAGAGAACAUUAGCAUAUAUAUGUUAUUUAAAUGAAAUAAAAAAAUCACCAAUUUAAGCAAUUUAUGAAGUAAUUAAAGUAUCAACUCUAGAAUAGGUAAUUAUUUAAAAAAAAGUAGAUUCCUUUGAGACUUUAAUAGAUUAUACAUUAACUUCAAUGUGAUUCUUUAUAAAAGUUCAACUAAUUAAUAAAGAAGUAAAAUUUAGUGAAUUAAAUGUUUGAUUUUAAAAAAGCUUACCUAUUUGAAGAAUCCUUAAAGAUUUUAAAGCAUAAUUUAUAUCUUAUUGUUAAAUAAGAAAUAGUAAAAAAUUUAUAAUAAGUUUAGGAAUUUUAUGAAGCUCUAUUUUCUCCAAUUAUAGAUGCAUAAAUUAUUUAAGAUAAAGGAAUGUUACUAGUUAGUAAUAUAAAUAAUUUAGAAGAAUAGAUAUAAAUUAUUUUUAGAACUAAUCCAUAAAAUGGAGAGUGUGAUACAAUUUACAAGCUAUUUUAAAAAUAUAUAAACUAUAACAAAGUUAGACCAAAGUUGUUUAGAAGAGAAGGUUAAUUGAUGGCUGAAUUUAUUUAAUCAUUAGAUAAAAUAAUUUAUGAUUAAAAUAGUUGUGUAGUUUAAAUUACUUUACUUUAACCUAGAGGAAAUGUAAUUAGAUAUACAAGAUCUUUUUAAUAAGCUGUCUAAUGCAAAGAUGAUGAAAUAUUGGCUUAAAACAUAAAAAAAUUUAUACCAUCUAUUAUAGCUAAUGAUCAUGAUUUAUAUUUAAACAAUUUUGUUGAAACUGGAAGAAUAAAUGUAUUAAAAAGAGAAUUAAGAAUAAUUUUAGUAAAAUUAAAAUCCUAAUUUGUAAUUCCUAUCAAUACUAGAUUGAGAAUAGAAGUAAAUCCUUUUGAAUUUGGAGCCUAGGCUUUAAUGACUCCUGUAAAUUAAUCUUAUGGUUAUUUAAUGCUUAAUGAAUAAGGUCAAAUAGAAGAGAUUACAAAAAAUUUAUAUGAAGAUAUAUUUAAAUAAUAUUUAGGAUUAGAAUUAGAUUUUGUAAGAGGUUUAGAUUUUUUACUUAUGAUUCCUGAACUUUCCAAGAUUUGGUCUAGUUUAUUUGAUGAUAACUUUGAUAAAUUAGAUUAUUAUUUAGAAGGAUAAUUGAUCAUACCAACAAUUGAAAAAUAAACUGUUUCACCAAUAUUUCCAAAUAAUUAUGGAAAUAAAUAAUAACUUAAUAAAAGACUUUAAGAGUAUAUGAAAAACUUUACUUAAAAUCUUAUUAAAUAUUAAAUUAAUAUUCAUCUUACAAGUUUAACAACAAUAAAAUUAAAGUAAUAUUUAUUAUUAUAAUAUAUAGAGUAGUUAUAGUAGAAAUUCCAGAAUAUAAAUAAGCAAUUAAUAAAUAGUAAGCUAGUUAAUUAGAAUUAAUCUAACCAUAGCCUCCUAAGACAUCUAUGAAUAUGACAUAUUAAUCAGAAUUACCAACUUAUAAAUCAUAUGGAAUACAUUCACCUUUAAAUACACCUCCUCCAACUAAAACUUUAAUGAAUGAAUGUGAUUUAGAGUAUGAUAAUUUAAUUGAAGAAAAAAAAAUGAUUGAAGAGUUUAGAAAUUAAUUAGCUUCAGUUACUAUGAAUAAUACAAUCUAAAAUAAUUCAAAAGAACCCUUUAUAUAAUAAUAAUAAUAAUGUGAAAAUGCCUCUGAAAUUAAAAUUAUUAUGCCCAAACAUGUUGUUUCAUACAAAAGUGAUGAAUUUGAAUAAAAACAAUUUUAAUAAGAACAGAUAUUUUAAUAAUAAUAAUAUAAUGGAUCUGUAGGUAGUAGAUCUUCUUAAAAUAAUAAUAAUGCAUUUAGACUAUAAAUAAAAGAUUGUCUUUAAAAUAAUAAAGGAUUAAAUUUUAAGAUUAAGAUUUUUUUAUUAAUAUUUUAUUCACUCUUACUAACUGGAUAUGUCUUAAAUUUUUGCAUUUUAUUGUUUAAUUUUCAAAGAAUUGAUAGCAAUCUUAAUUUUGAAAGUCUACCUUAUUAAUUUGCUUAUUAUUAUAAUGAAUUUGUCAUAGCUAAUCUUUAUCGAUAAUAAAAUGAAUUUUAAUUUGAUAAUCUAUGUUAGGUUUCAAUUAAUUAUUACUAAUAACAUUAGAAAUAUAUUGAUGAAGCUGUAUCUCUUAUGCCUGAAAUAAACGAAAUUAAUGAAUUAACAAUGCAAAGAAGAACCAUAAAUAUUCUAUCACAAAUUUAUGAAAUUUAUGAUAACAAUAAAAAUCUUAAUAUUUCAGAUUUCUUAAAUAAUUCUUAUGUAUUUCAUAAAUUAUUAGCUAAUUUUGAGGGAAAUCAUCCAUCUUCAUAGACUUCGAGUCUGCUUAGUUAGUAAGAUUUUAAUAUUUUAUAUAUUUAGCUUCAUUCUAGAAGAAAUUGUUUUAUUUUUACUUCUAUCAAGUUAUGCAUAUUUUUACACUUCAAUCUUAAGGAUGAAAACAACUUUUUAUAAAUUAUUUUGUACUCUAUCUAAAGAUUUUGUUAAAGAACAAUUUAUUUAAUUUCAUUCCUUACAUAAUUAAAUUAAUCAUGCUAAAUUCAAAUCUAAUGAAACAAAUGAGGAAUCUUUUGAAGCAUCAAUGAUUAGCUAAUUUUAGAAAAAUUCAACUUAAGCAAAUUUAGAAAAUCAAGUCAGAGUUGGUAAAUAAAUAAUAACUCCAUGUAAUAAUUUAUUCUUAUAUUUAGAAAUUAAUAUAAAUUUGAUUUUUUUCUUUUUUAUGAUGCUUAUGCUGACUGCUUUUAGUUCAUCAUAUUAUUUUGGAACUUAUUUGUUGCAAACUUAAAUUAUAAAUAAAAUUGAAAUAAAUUCUAAUCAUAGAACAUAUUAUGAAAACUUAGCAAAUCAUAUAACAUUUGCUUAUGCACAUUAAGCAGCUUUUUACAAUAAAACUAUUACAGAAGAAAUGAUAUAAUAUUAGAAUUCAGUGGCUAAAGAAUUUAGAUCACUUUUAACGAAAAUAACUUAAUAAUAAGAAUAAUCUAAUGGUCUAAUUGAUAAGAUAUUAAUAGAAGAAAUUUGCACUAUUUUUUAAGAAGGAAUGUAAAGUUCUUUAAAUUUUUUUAGAUUUUUACAGGAUAAAGAUUAUUAAGAUUUGUUUACAUUUGAACAAUGUCAAUCUGUACCUUCACUUUAAAAAGGUUUGAUCUACGUUACUUAAGAAUUGUUUACAAUCUAUUAUGAUAUUGUUUAGAAUGUAUAAUCUACAAACUAAAAUGAAACUUCUAAAUUUGAACAAUUAGCUUAAGCUAAUAUAUAAAAGGAGAGAAUUUACUUAUAAUUUAGUUAUUAACUUAUUAUCGAGAUUCUUUAAUAAGAAAUUAAAAAAUUAAUAUCAUCAACUAUUUACUUGAAUACAUUGAUGUUUAUCUUAGCAAAUAUUUUGGCAAGCAUGACUUUAUUAAUUGCAAAAGUCUUGAUUGAAAAUGCACAUUAAUAAUAUUAAGAUAAUAAAAAAAUCUUAACAUUAUUUCCAUUUGAAAGAUUAAUGGAAAACGCUUAUGUUCAUAGUUUUAUAACACAGGAUUUACGUUUUUAAAUUUGA
Molecule: messenger RNA, 4943 nt
Organism: Paramecium sonneborni
Lineage: Eukaryota; Ciliophora; Oligohymenophorea; Peniculida; Parameciidae
Source: the annotation of a GenBank genome assembly